Diospyros lotus (date-plum) is the source of this 741-nucleotide messenger RNA. RefSeq lists its product as uncharacterized. Bases 48 to 614 code for a protein of 188 amino acids. The transcript is spliced from 3 exons. Gene Ontology annotation, cellular component: chloroplast. The record is from RefSeq and is a predicted model, not a curated record. Lineage: Eukaryota; Viridiplantae; Streptophyta; Magnoliopsida; Ericales; Ebenaceae.
AAUAUAACGGCCUACUAUAAGAUCACCUUUUACCUUUUACGGGUGAAAUGCUUUUACUUUGUAGCCCCUCCCAAGUCUCGGCUCUCACUCUGGGCGCGACAAAAAUGGUAGCUCUAUCCCUGCUCGUCUUCCCCCUCUCCGGCGCUCGGCCGCCAGUCCCGCCGCCACCGUCUUCUUCUUCUUCCAAAACUGCCUACGGAUUCAGCCCCGUUUUCUCCCCAGACCCCUCUCUCAAAUCCACCCACCGCCGCACCGCCAUUCGGAGCCAUUCCGACGGCCCAGAAAACGAGUCCCGGUUCCUGGACGAAGAGGGCGUCGUCGACGACAUGGAUGGCUAUCUCAACUACCUCUCUCUCGAGUACGACUCCGUCUGGGACACGAAGCCCUCUUGGUGUCAACCAUGGACCAUAAUGCUGACUGGAGUGAUAGCAGUUGCCUCAAGCUGGCUUUUGCACUCUGUAGUAGUCACUGCAAUAGUUGUCUUCCUGAUUUGUGCAUGGUGGUACAUCUUUUUGUAUAGUUACCCCAAGGCAUAUGCAGACAUGAUUGCUGAGAGGAGGAAGAAAGUGAGAGAUGGUGUUGAAGACACAUUUGGUUUGGGUAAGACCCGGUGAUUUCUAUGAGGUUUGGGGCAUGGGCGACUCCUAUUUGUGCAAGUAUUAUGGAAUUACAGAAACCUAUGGGGUUGUUGUUGUUGUAUUGAUCUCACUCUCAACAGAUAACCACAUUCACAUUGACUAA